Molecule: messenger RNA, 1464 nt
Organism: Megalopta genalis
Lineage: Eukaryota; Metazoa; Arthropoda; Insecta; Hymenoptera; Halictidae
Gene: sel
Product: canopy family protein seele
Cellular component (GO): endoplasmic reticulum
Source: RefSeq, a predicted model, not a curated record
GCAGAACUCCCUGCACAUGCAUCGCCUUGCGUAGUUGAUUUUCAUGACUGCACUGACUCUGACUUUGGACAAGCAGGAUUAAAAUUUGCCGUAAGGAGGGGCUACAUGCACUUUGGCUGUAUUCAGUUUGACGCGUAACACGGAAUCACUUGGAACCACCCUUAGACCAUAUGUACAUAUGGCUUCAGAUAGUUUGCCUGAAGCCAAGACGAGUCAUCUACAUGACGUCACAGUGAAUUUGAGCUGGCGCGCGUAACUCCAUCAUUUUACUGCGCAUCUAAUCCGCAGUGGAUCCUGUCUUAACAGUGAAUCGUCAGCCAAUCAGAGCACAGAAAAUUUCUACACAACCCUCGCUAGCGAAUCAAGCUGCGGACUGGAAGUGUACAGGAGUAGGACUCGUUAUUGUAUCUUUCAGAGUACUUUCGUGGAUAAUGGCGUUCAAAGAGAGCUCCUAUUUUAACUGAUAAUUGUCAGUUGAUUGGUGACUGAUGUACGUAUUCUGAUCGUCAGUAUAUACAUACCCGCUUUCGUAAUUUGUAUGUUGGUAGUCUCGUGUUUAUAUGUGAUAAGGAAAUUACUUAUAUUUCACAUCAUAGUGACGUGUAUAUACGCGCAUCGUACACGUGUUCACUUACGAAGGAAAUUCAGACGUUCGAUUAGAACACCGUUACUUUCUAAGUCGAUUAAGUAUUCCUUAUCCUUCUUAACAGGAUACAAUAUGAACAGUUUAAUCGUGCUGUGUCCCGUUAUAUUUGUGUUUACCAUCGUUGCCAGUAUAGAAAUCGACACUAAUUAUUUAAAAUGCUUAGUUUGUAGAUCCACCAUAAAAGAAAUUGAAGGGGAAUUAGGAAAAAUAGACCCUUCGAGAGAAAUUGAGAUAGGCAAUUACAGGCUAGAUGCAGAGGGAAAUGUUGUUCACAAAAAGGUACCUCUUGCUCAAUCCGAAGUACAUAUAUCUGAUGUGCUGGACAAUAUUUGUGAGAAAAUGUCCGACUAUGUAAGAGCAACUUAUAAAUCCAAUGGUGAAUUGACAAUUUUGAAUCUUAUGGGCCCAUCUGGUGGUAUGAACCCAGAAAUGACAAAGGUCGAUAUUAUUCAAGAUGAUGAUAUAAAUAGAAGUUUAAAAUACUAUUGUGAAGGUAUAGUGGAGGAGUUCGAAGAUUCCAUAAUCUCAUUGUUUGUUCGUAAGGCAGAUAAUAUCAAAUAUCAAAUGUGCACAAAUGUUGCAAAGUUGUGUAAUCCGACAGACUUUGCUCAUGAAGCUGAUGAAAGUGAUGAGGAUAGCUUGGAUGAAGAACACAAUGAAUUAUAAUAUACAUAUACGAUAGAUACAUUUGUGUCAAUAUAUUUUUGAUAUUCAAAAGGCAACGAAUUUUUGUUGUUUUACCGUUGUAAUUUAUUUCAAGGAAAAGUACAAAAGUACAUUAUAUGAUAUACGAUACAAUAUAUAAUACUGUACAAGUA